AUGGCUAAGCCCACUCAGCAAUGGGCUCAAAUUCCGGGUUUCUACCAUUUCAGCAAAGACUUCACUUUUCACACCAUGGCACGAGACGAUGCAGAUCCAGAGAAUAUGCACGCGCCAAAUGUUAACCAAAUACUACGAUCGAAGCGUGUACGAGUAGUAGCGACUGCUUUGGCUGUAGUGUUUGCCAUCAGUUGUGUCUUCCGCAACAGAUAUGAAGUUCGUCAGUACGCAUCUUUCAGCUCACUUUCAGUGCCCUCAACGAUCUGUGUUAAGGAAAGCAACGUAGACUGGUCACGCUUUGCCUACACUCAAUACGUCACGGACGAGACAUAUCUCUGUAACUCAGUGAUGUUGUUCGAGAUUUUAAAUCGACUUGGAAGUAAAGCUGAUCGCUUGAUGAUGUACCCCAACACGAUCGACUUGAGUUUCGAAAGCUCUGGCAGCAAACUUCUGAAGAAGGCGCAAAGCGAAUAUGCUGUAAAGCUGAUGCCGGUUGAAAUACAACACCGUAACGACGCAGACUCAACGUGGGCAGACAGUUAUACGAAACUCCUGGCCUUCAACCAAACACAAUACGAUCGGGUUCUGUCCUUGGACUCAGACAGUACAAUUCUUCAGCAUAUGGACGAGCUUUUCCUGCUACCUCCCGCCCCCGUCGCGAUGCCACGUGCGUACUGGCUUAAAGACCAUUUUCUAUCCUCUCAACUGGCUUUGAUUCAACCCUCCAACAACGAAUUCGCACGUGUGCAAGAGGCUAUUCUGACGGCAAGUGGCGGUGACUUCGAUAUGGAGAUUGUCAACAAGUUAUACGGCAAAGACUGCAUGAUCAUUCCACAUCGCCCAUACACCAUUCUGACGGGGGAGUUUCGCAAUAACGGCUCGCAUCGAAACUACUUGGGUAACGAGUACGAGACUUGGGACCCCGAAACUGCAAUCAAGGAAGCAAAAUUCCUGCACUUUUCAGAUUGGCCGGUUCCCAAACCAUGGUAUAAUGCUUCAAAGAGUUUGAUCCGUGAUAAGCAGCCUGUGUGCAAAAUGUCUGCGGACAGUGGGGUUGAGGACUGCAGAGCGAGGGAUUUAUGGUUGGGGUUUUAUCAAGAUUUCAAGACCAGACGACAACACGUCUUAUUAUUAGAGGAAGCAAAAGCCAAAACAUUAAUUUAUUUUGUGUUCCUCGUAGCGUUGGAUUUCGCCAAAACGUAUGCAGCCUUGGCACUGUUUGAACCCACUCCGCAUCUGGCAUUGCGAGAGAGUCAUUCAACUUCAGAAGUUAACAGCGACGAAACAAUCGUGUUCGACUCGAUAAUGCUAAGAUGGUACCAAGGAAAACUAGCGUCCCAUCCGACCUUAACCCAAGUCGUCGCUACGACAGUUCUAUUCGGCACAGGAGACAUCCUCGCACAAAAAUUCGUCGAAAAGAAAGGCGUCAAAGAUCUUGAAUUAUCUAGAACUGCCCGAAUGGCAUUCUACGGUGGAGCGAUAUGGCGUCCAGCAGCCACGCGAUGGUUCAAAUUCCUCCAAACCAGAAUCAAACACAAGAACAAAAACAUCGAAAUGUUCACACGUGUCGCAAUUGAUCAAACACUUUUUGCGCCAAUGAGUCUUUUGGUGUUUUUCAGCUCCAUGUCCAUCAUGGUGGGUUCGAGUCCGUCGGAAAAGCUGGAGAAGUCCUCUGUUCCUACGUCUUCGAGACCAAGAAGUGGGUAG
Messenger RNA from Glarea lozoyensis ATCC 20868, 1707 nucleotides. RefSeq names its product Nucleotide-diphospho-sugar transferase. Gene Ontology annotation, molecular function: glycosyltransferase activity. The record is from RefSeq and is a predicted model, not a curated record. NCBI's taxonomy places the organism in Eukaryota, Fungi, Ascomycota, Leotiomycetes, Helotiales, Helotiaceae. Bases 1 to 1707 code for a protein of 568 amino acids. The transcript has 6 exons.